UCCGGAAUUAUGAGUUCCAUUCAAUUAGACUCGAUUAUUACCUUGUCUGAAAGCUUUCGUCAGGUGGCGUCACUUUACUUCCUCUUUUCCACAUCAUCACAGAAAUUUCAACAUGCCAGCACCAGCAAGUUCCACCUCAGUAGGAGCAGGGCGAAGCCCCUCAUCAAAGUCAGUCAGCCCAAGAUCAGGGGGAGGUUCCACAGUCAGACAGAGGAAAGCACCUUCUUCUGGUGGAGCCAAGAAAGCGGUGGCAGGUGGCGGGAGUGGUGCUGGAAUGUGGAGAUUUUACACAGAGGAUUCUCCAGGAAUUAAAGUAGGACCAGUACCAGUUCUUGUGAUGAGUUUAAUAUUCAUUGCAUCUGUGUUCAUGUUACACAUAUGGGGAAAAUACACCAGAUCAUGAGACGGAGAAAUUAUGAAAUCUGUGACUUAUUCAAAUAAAAACAUUUCCAGGGAGUUGUGUCAGAAAACAUUGACAUUAUAGAAAUAAUUCAUGCAUAACUUAAAUUUUUUAAAUAUAAUUUUUUUUCACAUUUUGGAAUGCAGCAUUUUGUAUAUUAUGUUUGUUAACAUUUUUUUUGAAAGUUGAGUCAUUUUGUGCAAGGGAAAAGUGGAAAGAGAGUAUGUGAGAGAAAUGAGAAAGAAAAAAAUAAAAGAUUUUAUUGAUAUUGAUAUGUUUCUUAUGGUUAUAAUGGUAACAAAAGAAAUAAAUACAGAGAAACACAA
This is a messenger RNA of Saccostrea cuccullata (small rock oyster), 726 nucleotides long. RefSeq names its product protein transport protein Sec61 subunit beta-like. NCBI's taxonomy places the organism in Eukaryota, Metazoa, Mollusca, Bivalvia, Ostreida, Ostreidae. Gene Ontology annotation, cellular component: Sec61 translocon complex; membrane. The record is from RefSeq and is a predicted model, not a curated record. The transcript has 4 exons. Gene Ontology annotation, biological process: post-translational protein targeting to membrane, translocation; SRP-dependent cotranslational protein targeting to membrane, translocation. Gene Ontology annotation, molecular function: guanyl-nucleotide exchange factor activity. Bases 113 to 403 code for a protein of 96 amino acids.